Fusarium vanettenii 77-13-4 is the source of this 1707-nucleotide messenger RNA. RefSeq lists its product as uncharacterized. The coding region runs from base 1 to 1707 and encodes 568 amino acids. Gene Ontology annotation, molecular function: amino acid transmembrane transporter activity. Gene Ontology annotation, biological process: amino acid transmembrane transport. Lineage: Eukaryota; Fungi; Ascomycota; Sordariomycetes; Hypocreales; Nectriaceae. The transcript has 4 exons. The record is from RefSeq and is a predicted model, not a curated record. Gene Ontology annotation, cellular component: membrane.
AUGGAAUCAGACUCUGCCCACCAAACCGGUGGAGCAACCAAGACCGGCAAAGAUGAUGCAAAUAUCAGUCUACAUCGCUCAUCGAGCAGCCCCGUCGGCCAAAGCUUCACCAUCCCUGUCAGUUCCCAGCUCCAGCGCCGGCUCAACAACCGCCAGAUCCAACUCUUUGCCAUUGGCGGUACCAUCGGCCAGGCCGUGUUCGUCUCGCUGGGCACACCGCUCGCCCAAGGCGGGCCGGGCAGUCUGUUUUUGGGAUACAUCCUAUACUCUCUUAUCAUGGGCAUGGUGGUUAACUGCUCGGCUGAGAUGGUGACCUUCAUGCCUGUUCCAGGAGCUCUCAUCCAGCACGCUGGCAAAUGGGUUGAUGAGGCAUUCGGUUUCAUGGUCGGCUGGAACUAUUUUUUCUGGUUCGCCCUCACGCUUCCAUUUGAGCUCGUCGGUGCGAGCCUGGUGAUGGGUUUCUGGCGUGACGACAUCCCAGUUGCCGCCGUCAUCUGCGCCAUGAUAGUAUUCUACACCGUUCUGAACAUUGUGGCUGUGAAUUGGUUUGGCGAGGUCGAGUUCUGGAUGUCUCUGGGCAAAGUCCUUCUCCUUGUCUCCGUCUUCUUCUUCACCUUUGUCACCAUGGUGGGAGGAAACCCCCGAUACGACGCAUAUGGCUUUCGGUAUUGGAACAACCCGGGUUCGUUCCUCGAAUACGGAAACACGGGCUCAGUCGGCAGGUUUCGAGGCUUCCUAGCCUGCUUCUACAACGCAGCCUUUGUCGUCGUCGGGCCUGAAUCCAUCUCCGCCAUCGCUGGAGAGGCCAGGAACCCACGAUACACAAUCAAGAACGCCUUCAAGAGCAUGUAUUUACGGUUCUUUCUCUUCUUUGUUGGAUCGGCUCUCUGUAUCGGCAUCGUCAUCGCAGCCAACGACCCAAAGCUUGUCGCCAUCGUGGAAGGAACCUCUGAUGCCGGGAGCUCUGCGGCUGGGUCGCCAUACGUCAUCGCUGCCAGCAACAUGGGCAUUUCGACAUUCCCGAGCAUGAUCAACGCCCUGCUCUUGACUAGCAUUAUCUCGGCCGGAAACAACUACGUCUUUGCUGCCUCUCGAGGCCUUUACGCCAUGGCAGAGCGAGGGUUUGCCCCCAAGUUCCUGCUCAAGGUUACCAAGAGCGGCGUGCCUCUCUACUGUCUUGGAUUUACUAUCAUCUUCUGUGCUAUCGCAUUUCUGCAGCUCAGUAGUUCAACUGUUGAAGUAUACAACUGGCUCAUUUCGCUAACGACCGCGGCCGGUCUCGUCACUUUCCUGACAAUGACAAUAACCUACAUCUUCUUCUACAGAGCCCUCAAAGCCCAAGGUAUCGACCGCAAGACGUUGCCGUACUGCGGUUGGGGCCAGCCUUACAUGGCGUACGCCGCCACCACACUCUUGACAAUAGUCAUCCUCACCUUCGGCUACGAGACAUUUAUGCCCUGGAGUGUUUCCAGCUUCUUUAUCAACUAUACUUUUCUUCUUUUGGCGUUUUUGACAUUUGGCUUUUGGAAGAUUCUCAAGGGAACCAAGUUUGUCAAGCCUCAUGAGGCGGACCUGGUCUGGGAGCGCCCGGAGAUUGAUGCCCAUGAGGCGUCUAUCGUGGAACCACAAAUUGGGUUCUGGCGCGAAAUAGGCGAGUUGUUCUGUCUGGGUCGGAAGAGAAAGGCCACGCAUCAUGCUUCUGGUUAA